AUGUUGCCUCUCGGUCUCUUGAACGCGGCGCAAGGCCACCCCAUGCUUGUCGAGCUGAAGAGCGGAGAAACCCUCAAUGGUCACUUAAUACAAUGCGACACCUGGAUGAACCUGACGCUCAAGGAGGUGAUACAGACGAGUCCGGAAGCAGACAAAUUCGUGCGCCUUCCCGAGGUCUACGUGAAGGGAAACAACAUCAAAUACCUCAGAACCAACAACACGGACAGCAGGGCGGCGGCUACAGAGGACGCGGUGGACAGCGUGGAGACCACGGCGGAAGAGGAGGCGACAGAGGUGGACGCGGCGGCCGGGGCCAGGGAAGAGGGCGUGGUAGAGGCCGAGCGACCCGCCUCCCGCAUCUUCCGCACAAACGACCGACUUUUCAAACCCGCCGCCUUGCUCCAAGCCCGCAAAGACAAUGCCGACGCGAGUUUCGCCGUGUCCCGUAUGGGAACGGGACAGGCACAGUCCACACACGCCCACGCCAUGAUCAUGACGCGGUCGAGCAAUCGCAAAUUGGACAGGAUACCAACCACGACUAUCUAUGCGGCCCUGCAGGAGCUUCCACAAGUGGAAGGCACGUACCACUCCAUAGUGAAGCUCGUGGAAUACCUGGUGCAAGAAAGAGAUCAAAAGCCGAACGUCAGGCUCUACGAAUGUCUCAUCCGAGCCAACAUCGACAAGAACCACGGCUCUGCCGAGGUUGCUGGCCGACUACUGCAGGAGAUGAUCUUGUACAAGAUCGCAGCGACACCGCAAAUCUACCAAGCUCUGUUAGAAGUCACAGCUGUGCAUCCUGAUUACGUCCUUCGGUCUACGGUACUCUUCGACAUGAAGAACCGAUGGUACUCGGUCACUCCAAAUGACCAAAUAAGCAUCAUCGUCGGGCUGUUGCGAGAUGGACAAUACGAGGUUGCGCUCGCGCAGUUGGAGGAGAUGAACAAGAAUCCCAGCGCAAUCCCCUUGUGGCUUUAUGAUGUCUUCCUCUACGUUUUCGGCGAUCUAGGUUUUCACGACGAAGCCUUUGCCAUUCUGAAACAUCGUCAGCGAAUUGCCGAUAUACUCGAUAGCCCCUUAUCAUUGAGUGCCUUGCAAUUUUUACUCGACGCAUUCAGCAGAGAUGCCUUCUACCCUGGCAUCAAAUACAUAUGGGACCGUUUCGUUACGCCAGGGUAUCUUAACCCUUCCGACGCCGUCACUACGAAUAUACUCAAUGCGGCGUCGAGACACGGUGACACGGCUUUAGCCAUUGGUACGAUCCAGGCGUUGUCGGCCCGUGGUAGGAAAUUGGACCUGCAUCAUUACGAAGCUCUGAUCCACGUCCACAUUCAGCAUGGAGAUCUUCGAAAGGCAUUCAUCAUUAUGUGUAUUAUGCACAAAGCCGGCCUCUCUCCAGACUUGUCGAGCACGCGAUCGAUAUUCUGGAUGCUCCGCGAUUCAUCAGCCGCAACCGACAGCGCGCUCGAGAUUCUUCAUGAGCUCAGGUUGCGAUACACGGUUCCAAGCGCUGCUUUCAACGUCAUACUGGAGGCUACUGAGAUUCAUCGGAGCUUCAAGGUUGCGUUGGACAUGUACCGGAGUGUGCGACAAAUAUGUGCGGACGGUCCAGACAUCGAGACGUACAAUGACAUCCUGCUGCGCCAUUGCACGUACCGAAAAAGCAUGAACUUCCUUGUGGCAGAGAUGGAAGCUUUCUCCAUCGUUCCCAAUAAGACUACCUACGAUCAUCUCAUUCGGAUUUCCACCCUGCAAGAGGACUAUGAAACGGCAUUCCAGUACCUCGAGGCGAUGAGGGCCCGUGUAAUUCCUGGCCUGCCAGAGGGCUGGUGGAUGAGCAAAGACUCGGCUCUGGCCCUCAUUCGGAGGUGUAUCUUAGCAGAGGACUUUAGGGUCGAGGACAUCAUCAAGCAAUGUCGAAGUCGAGGCAUGGCUAUUGACGGAGAGCUGCAGGCAUUGGUCGAGAAAGUCCAGCAGCCCAAGCAGGCCAAACAGUCGGAAACUGGAACAGCUGCUGGGGAGCAGAUAUCAUCGGGUCAGGUCGUGGUUGGAACGUUGCUGGAGCCGCAAACUCCAACAGUUGACGUUCAGUCUAUGUCAGCCUGA
Anthostomella pinea is the source of this 2103-nucleotide messenger RNA. The record is from the annotation of a GenBank genome assembly. Lineage: Eukaryota; Fungi; Ascomycota; Sordariomycetes; Xylariales; Xylariaceae.